UGACAACCGAUGUCAUUUUUGUUUUCUAAGUUAUCGUUAUUUCUUUUCUUUAAGACUGAAUUUCAAGUUUUUUCUUUUUGAUUUAUUAAAAAGACGCUAAUAAACACUUUAAAAUGUCUGACCCAGAAUUAGAAAAAAUUAGACAACAGCGUUUGGCACAAUUACAGGCUCAACAUGGGGGUGGUGAUCCAAACCAAGCCAAAGCUCAGGAGGAAAGGAUGCGGGCAAUGGAAGAAACUAAACAUUCAAUUCUCGCACAAGCACUCACCCAGGAUGCAAGAGCUAGAUUAAACACUAUUAAACUGAGCAAACCAGAAAAAGGUGCUAUGGUGGAAAACAUGAUCUGUAGAAUGGCUCAAAUGGGCCAAGUCAACACCAGAAUAUCGGAGAAGGAACUUAUACAAUUGCUUGAAUCUGUUAAUCAGCAGAUGCCCAAAUCAGCGAGCACAGUUAAAUUUGACAGAAGAAGAGCAGCCUUGGACUCCGAUGAUGAAGGUUUCUAGUGAACACUAAAUGUACAUCAGAUUUAUAUGAUGUGCAUAUGAUUCCAAUUUUACAAUGCUUCUUAAUGAUCUUCAAUGCUGAAUAAGAUCAUUGGCAUAAAUUUAUUUAUAAGAAUUAGGUUCUAUUUAUUAUUAAAAUAUCUGCAAAACAUUACACAGCACUCAGUUAGUUCACUUAGAAUUCUGAUAUAUGUUGCAAUAUACAAUUUAAAAACAUUGCUUUAUUAAAAAAUAACUGAAUUUAGUGUAAUGUUUUUCUUUUAAAAAACAUUUUUUAUAAAAAGAACUACUUGCUAGUUAAUGUGUUGCCGUACAACAUAAACUUUUUUAAAUUCAUAUGCAAGCUGUUGUAUACUCUAUACAAUCUUGUACACUGUUCAGUUUCUUAUAAUUCUUAUUUUGUGUUGAAUGUAUUUAACAUUUGAUUUUAUUACUGAACAAUUAUUGUUAUAAUAAAUUGUUAACGCUAGACUAGUAAUUAUAAAUAGUGAAGUUCAUUAUUUUGCAUAGUACAACACUUGCAGCGGGCUUCAAACUUUCAUUCAAUAAAAUUAAAAAAACAAGAAUGUA
Danaus plexippus (monarch butterfly) is the source of this 1073-nucleotide messenger RNA. RefSeq names its product programmed cell death protein 5 (gene PDCD-5). Gene Ontology annotation, molecular function: DNA binding. NCBI's taxonomy places the organism in Eukaryota, Metazoa, Arthropoda, Insecta, Lepidoptera, Nymphalidae. The record is from RefSeq and is a predicted model, not a curated record. Gene Ontology annotation, cellular component: nucleus; cytosol. The transcript has 3 exons. Bases 114 to 503 code for a protein of 129 amino acids.